This is a messenger RNA of Periconia digitata, 459 nucleotides long. Lineage: Eukaryota; Fungi; Ascomycota; Dothideomycetes; Pleosporales; Periconiaceae. The record is from the annotation of a GenBank genome assembly.
UCUUUGCACACUACCUUCUUUCUGGAAAUUCGGAAUCUAUCUGGACGGGUAUACCACCUGUCGCCAUCUCGCACGAGCCCUUUGUUUUUGUUUUUUCAAAGUCGAAUGAACAUGUCCAGUCUCCCACUCUUGUUGCCGAUCCGCAAUCGCCCGAAUCUUCCUUCUCCAUGCAUGGAUGGGGCAAGAGGGCCGCGCCAGGUUCCGCUUCUAGGAAGUUCCGCACAGCUCUCUCGAGAAGCACCGAGAAGGAUGGGUGAAUGGCAAAACCUGUUUGGCACGGAUCGCUACAUCAGGCAUCCCAGGAUUGCAUUGCAUUGUCGUGGGAUGAUGGGUAUCACAGCAACUACCGUACCGUGCCGUACCGCACCGAAUCACUCCAUUCAUCCAUCUAUUCUCUGUGGUCAGUCAAAUCAAUCGUGCAGGUCGGUUUCCCACGGCCAAAUUGCACCCCCACCUUGA